AUGGGUUCAUCAAAAAGCAAAGAAACAGUGCAGACCCUGUGCUUCAUCCUUGAUUCAGAACAAGGAAAAGGGAAAGACAGAUUCAUUGCUUUAGAGAAUUUUAGCAUUCAUGGGAGAAAAGUAACAGGUAUUGUUUUUAUGAAGAACUUUGAUCAAAACGAAGAUAAAUGGGAGGUGAAAGUUCUUUUCACCUUUAAUUCUUGGGAAUCGUACAGUGACAAGACCUGUGAGUGCAUUGAGGACAAAAAAAAGACCAAAAUGGAUGGUAUUAAGCGAUUCAAGUUUGACAUCAACGUGCCAGUUGGUAAUUCUCUGGAAUAUGCGAUUUUCUGUCGCAAUGCAAAGAGCGAAUUUUGGGAUAACAACGAGUACAAGAACUAUACCUUCUCUGAGUAA
Rhopilema esculentum is the source of this 396-nucleotide messenger RNA. The record is from RefSeq and is a predicted model, not a curated record. NCBI's taxonomy places the organism in Eukaryota, Metazoa, Cnidaria, Scyphozoa, Rhizostomeae, Rhizostomatidae.